Vitrella brassicaformis is the source of this 2752-nucleotide messenger RNA. NCBI's taxonomy places the organism in Eukaryota, Vitrellaceae. The record is from the annotation of a GenBank genome assembly.
UCACGUGCGGCGCUCGACAACCAGCCCGUCGCCAUCGAAGCUGAGCUUGUACGGCCCGCCGCUGAAGUUGAGGGAGGCCUGCUCAGCCAGGAAACGCCGCUCGAAGUCGGUGCGCACGCCAUUCUCGUCUUCAAAUUCUACUAUGGUCUUCUUGUGACCCUGUCAUUAAUUCCACCAAGAGGAGAGUGGGCACACACACACCACCCGGCAGCUGUCUGUGUGUGGUGUGUGUGCGGCGCACCUUGAGCUCGUUGCUGAAUGAAGCCACCGAGGCCAUCACGCGCAGGUAGAAGGUCUCCAAUUCGUCAUCCUCUACACCGCCUACAGCGAGUGGCGAGUGAACACAGACACCACACAGAGAUGUCAUGUGUGCUGGUUCUCCCAUCCCCCCUCACCAUGCACGUGGAUCGUCACGUCCUCGAUCGGCGGCAGCUUGUCGUUGGUGCGCCGCCCCCACAGACACGGGCUCUGGUGGUCGUCAGCGAAUUCAUUCGUCAGCGGAUUCAGAUCCACCGCGAGGCUCCUCUCCCUCCCCUUGCUGACCAGCGCCGCCUGCAGCCGCUCGAGAAACAUCCACACGUCACCAGCCGGCGCGUUCAGCAACUGCCCGUCCCCAUCUGAUCCCUUGAUGUGUGACAGGUUGGGCAUGUGCGAGGCGAUCUCGACUGCCCGCUCCUUCUUGGCCUCAUCGUCGAGGGCAACGUUCAGCAGCAGCAGGGUGUGGGCGGCUGGGAAUGUGUCGUCAGUGAUGACUGCAGGGACGGCCUCGUCGAAUCCCCUGUAGGCGACGAUGUGGGCUGUCUUGGCGAGCUCGCCGACGAGCUUCUGGACAGUGGGGGUCCCGGUGCUGCUGCUGCGCGAGAGUAUCUCGGCGUCGAUCUGCCCAUCCCUGUCACACUCACGCAUAAUUGGCUGUGACAGCGCCUCGGGAUGCGCGACGGCGUCACUGCAGAGAAGCAUCAAAAAGACGAGCACAUCGGUAUACGUCACGUGUACUUGGCCCUGUACUUGGCCCAUUCCCCAUCUGACGCGUUCUUACACGAGUUGUGCCGUGUUCUGCAGUCUGUUCCAGUAGCGUCUCCCAGUAGCUUGGUCUAUCUCAAGCUCUCGAAGGGACCGGCUGACGCCCCUCGCCACCAGCACCUCACGCAGUCGGUCGAUGUCGGCGGGGCUGCUAUCCAUCUCGACGCCGCGCAGUGUGCGAAGCGCUGCGAGCGACUUCCCGUCAGCGGGCAGCGCACUCAGCACACUGGCCGCAUCGUCAUCGUCCCACCGGAGCUCGAGCACCUCAAUGGCCUCAAAGUCGCCCACCCAUGCCCUCGCACCCUCCACCUCAGCUGAAAGGUCUCGAAUGAUGAGCGUCUUGACAGCGGGCGUCAGCCACUGGCGGCCCUCGCGAGCCGAAAGGCACACGCCGGGUAUGUUGUCGACGGUCUUGAGUGCCGGCAGGUGGACGGGGGCGGAGGGGGCGGCGGGCAGGGCAGAUGACGGGGGAGGGUAGGGGAUGUCGUUGCGAAUGCUGUCGUCGAGCUCGACCUCCUCGAAUGACAGCACCUCCAAUGUGCCCUCGUCGGCCGACCAGCUGCCAUCAUCAUCUUGCUCUGCCGCGGCAGCAGCUGUCCCCUCCCCGCCCUCCCUCUCUCGUCGUUUCUUCUCUGCGAUUUCCGCCCUGCCGACGGCGUGUCCCUCCACUAAUGCCACCUAGGUGCCGCGACACCAAGCCCAUCGCCACUCGGGGUAGCGGCGCCUGAUCUCUCGCACGUUGGUCGCCCUCUUGCCCCAUCUCUGCGCCACGGCCAGUGGCAUGGUCCCCCACAUGCGCCGCGCCUUGUCGUCCUUACAGUCUAUGACCAGGUUGGUGUAGUUGGCGGCCGACUGAUGGUAGAGGGUCGUGCCGAGGGGCCGGCAGUGGCGGGCCAGCUCCCAUGGCUGCAGGUGGCCGAGCACGUUGGAGAGCUCAUCGCGGGACAGACGGAGGCGAGCCUAAGGCCGAUACAUAUGACACACGUGUGACUGAAUGCAAAAGGGAUGCUCGUGUGCGUCAUCACUCACCGGUCCAAUGUUGAUGGGCAGCUGGCCACUCUCGUAGAUCAAACGAUAGGACCUCUCAGCAGGAGCAGCCUGAACCUCACACGCACACACCACAUGCAGCAAUCCUCUCUGCAUAGAGCCCUCUGUGGUCGUGCAGGUGUACCUGUGGCUGCUCCUCUACGGUGUCUACUGGUGCCUCGGCGGGCGGCUCAGCGGCCGUCGCUAUGAGGGCAUCCACUGCAGUGGCCAGCAGGGGCUCCACUGUCGACAGCUGGGUGGCGGCAGCGUUGCACUGAGCAGUGAGGAGGGACAAGUGGACACGCAGCUCGCGAGUCGAGGCCUGCAUGGACAGCCAGAAAGCAAAACGCAUGAUUCAUCAGAGAGAGAGGGGCGAGGCGAAGAUAAGGAUUCACACCACUGUGUCGUUAUUCGCAGGCUCCGUCCGCUGCUUGAUCUGCGUGAGGUGUUCAUUAACCUGAGAGAGAGGAAGCAGUGGCAGCGGUGAGCGAGUGAGACCAUGUAUGGCUGCUGUGUUUGGCUGAAAUACCUUUGUCUGAAGUUGCAUGAGGCGUUUCAGGCUCUCGCUCGCCAACUGAGCAUCCUCCCGAAGCUGCCGCUGCUGCAUCAAACGACCAGGCAACACACACAGCAGCCGAAAGGUGAAAGGCGCUGCGUGUGUUUUAACGCCUGCUUUCAUCUUCCUCACCUCGUUUGCAUCCAU